Trachymyrmex septentrionalis is the source of this 626-nucleotide messenger RNA. Its product is annotated as longitudinals lacking protein, isoforms A/B/D/L-like. The record is from RefSeq and is a predicted model, not a curated record. Bases 21 to 344 code for a protein of 107 amino acids. The transcript has 2 exons. NCBI's taxonomy places the organism in Eukaryota, Metazoa, Arthropoda, Insecta, Hymenoptera, Formicidae.
UUUUUGCAGAACAAUAAGACAUGCUUAGAUCGUGGAUCACUUGGACAAUAAUUUGUGGAAACAAUAGCAACCCGUUUCUACAAAUGUUACCGUGGCCCGAGGGGAUCUGCGGAAUGGGCAGUAGGGGUCCGAGGAAGAUGAGGAUUCGCUACCAAUGUCCGCGCUGCCGCAAAAGCUACUCUACGAAGAGCGCCGUCACGGCCCAUUACAAGUACGACUGUGGCAAGCCGCCACGUUUCGAGUGCCCCUACUGCGGCAUGCUUAGCAAAAAGAAGUUCAAUGUACAGGACCAUAUCAGGCACAAGCAUCCGUCGAAGCUGGUCAUCUGCAAUACGCUCUUCUAGGACAAGUCGCGCGGCCACGCAUGGCACGCGCGAUUAAAGGCACCCAGUACGAACGUCGAUUUAACGCGUGAUUCGUCCCGUGUGCCCACGCGUUUGCGUCUUUUUCACUGACGGUAGUCACGAGACAAGCUGGGAUAAAUGUCUAUUCUACUGGAGCCUCAUUCCUAGAAGAAUACUGUCUUUUUGUACCUGUUAGCGAUUAUUAAAUGUUACUUUCAUUUAUUACAUAUGUAUUUUGAAUGUAAUGCAUGUUACAAUACAAGAAUAACAUUUGUAUUUUUA